This is a messenger RNA of Botrytis deweyae, 1716 nucleotides long. RefSeq lists its product as uncharacterized. Lineage: Eukaryota; Fungi; Ascomycota; Leotiomycetes; Helotiales; Sclerotiniaceae. Bases 1 to 1716 code for a protein of 571 amino acids. Gene Ontology annotation, molecular function: transmembrane transporter activity. The record is from RefSeq and is a predicted model, not a curated record. Gene Ontology annotation, biological process: transmembrane transport. The transcript is spliced from 7 exons.
AUGAGUAGCUCCAAAAUGGCCAGCUCUUCAGAGGAAGAUAUCGGUAUCACUGACCUGGGAACUGGCUCUGUUCAUGAAACUGCAUUGAAGAUAGGAUCUUUAAACGUAGAAAACUCUACCGAGCACAAACCAACCGCGCCGAGACAAGAGAUCACGUAUAUCCAAGGAUGGAGGUUCCAUCUUCUAAGUUUUGCGAUUGGGUUGUGUGUAUUUCUGGUAAAUAUGGAAGUCUCCAUUGUGAGCACUUCACUCGUAUCCAUGACAAACGAGUUUCACGGUUUCGAUGAAUCCACUUGGGUUAUAACGGCAUAUCUCGCCACUUACACAGGAUUUCUGAUCAUAUGGGGAAGACUCAGUGAUGUGUUUGGUCGAAAAUGGACCUAUGUUGCAACAAACUUCAUAUUCCUUGCCUUUUCAGCUGGCUGUGGAGCGGCCCAAUCUAUGUUACAAUUGAUUAUCUGUCGUGCAUUCCAAGGCUUGGGUGCCUCUGGUGCAUUUUCUGUCUCCUUGACAAUCUUCUACGAAUUUAUCCCACCACCAAAGUACCCAUUGUACGGGAGCUUUAUAUCCUUGCUAAGUACUGUUGGUGCUCUUGUUGGUCCCUUAGUAGGUGGUGCAAUUGAUACCACUUCUACGUGGAGAUGGGUAUUCUUUUUGAAUGUCUUUGGAACAACGAUCAUACUUGGAUUGGUUAUCUUUUUGCUACCUGGAAAAUUCCCAUAUCACGGAUCAUCUGCAUCGUCAGCGAAUGUCCCCUGGCAAUCUUUGCUGAAAAGGGUUGAUUUCGUAGGCGCUUUCUUACUUUUAAGUGCUUCAGUCCUUGUCAUUACAGCAUUACUCGAGGUCUCCACGGUCUUCACAUGGUCUUCGGCUGCCACUGUAUGUCUCUUGACAAUAUCCGGUUUGAUUUGGGUAGGAUUUAUCGUGUGGGAGUGGUUUGUUGGAAGCAGCAAGGACAUUCAAGAACCAAUGUUCCCUCGAGUUUUACUUGAGAAUCGAACGUGGAUGGGAAUAGCUUUGACAUCCUUCCUCGUCGGUAUUCCAUCUCAAAUCAUUACCAUUGAAAUUCCCCAGAAAGCACAAGCCGUGUACGGAGACUCCCCUUGGCAAGCCGGAUAUCGACUAAUAGCUUACACCCUUGCUGUUCCUGUUGGCAGCAUUGUUGCAAAUACGAUCAUUGGCAAAACCAAAAUACCUCCUAUCUAUCUCCUCUUCUGCGGUACUGCCAUCCAAGUGCUUGGCGUUGGAUUGUUACUGACAGCCCCGGCCUCUGGAAUUGUUCCCGGGCAAAUUCAUUUUUUCGAGGCGCUUAUUGCUUUUGGAGUUGGCAGCUCUUUCGCCAUACUUCUGAUAUUAAAUCCGCAUUGCAUUGAGAGACAAUAUAUCGCCACUGCCUCUGGCGCAGUCGUCCAAUUCCGUAUGACAGGAAGUACACUCGGUCUAGCGUCCGUUACCACAGCCCUCAACAAUCAUCUAUCAGGCCAUCUCCCAAAGAUCCUCAAUGAUACUCAACUCAAAAGUGUUCUAUCAUCUACUUCUGCAAUAUCUUCUCUGGAAGAACCUUUGAAAGCUCAGGUACAAGAGGUGUUUGGACAGGGGUACGAUUUGCAAUUAAAGAUUCUGAUUGGAUUUACGGCGGCACAAUUCUUGACUUUGUUAUUGAUUUGGAAUUGGAAAAGGCCACAGAUGAGUAUACAUAAGACUGAGGGGCAUUAG